Messenger RNA from Osmerus eperlanus (European smelt), 1594 nucleotides. RefSeq names its product SRY-box transcription factor 4a (gene sox4a). NCBI's taxonomy places the organism in Eukaryota, Metazoa, Chordata, Actinopteri, Osmeriformes, Osmeridae. The transcript has a single exon. Bases 452 to 1549 code for a protein of 365 amino acids. Gene Ontology annotation, biological process: positive regulation of transcription by RNA polymerase II; cell differentiation; anatomical structure morphogenesis. Gene Ontology annotation, molecular function: RNA polymerase II cis-regulatory region sequence-specific DNA binding; DNA-binding transcription activator activity, RNA polymerase II-specific. The record is from RefSeq and is a predicted model, not a curated record.
UUUACAGUAACUUACAGACAGCUCAGGACAGAGGGACUAUGAACACGCGCAGCGGUGCCAUUACUCCACAUGGUUCUCAAACUGCUCAACCGAGCUGCACCGACAGCAACAUUCUCAUAAGAAGGUUACAGCUCCGUCUCCAGCGCGGGCUUUCUGGCGUUGCAGGGAGAGUUUUCAGUCGCACCGGUAGUUGAAUGUCAACUUUUUGGGUGUCUUGGAGUGUGAAGAAGUGGACCUGUGCGUAUUUACCUAUAAAUGCGCUUUGGAAACUAGGCGCGUGGCGCGUCUCCAAACAGACCGGGAGACCGAAAGUCUCAUACGAAGUUUUAGCAAUUUUGUUUUCCAGACCUCUGAUUCUGAAGCAAGUCUGGGGGAAACAAACAUUUCACCCUGACCAUAAAGACGGAAAACGAAAUAUUUUCUGACAACUCUGAGUGGCUAAACAGAAACGAUGGUGCAGCACAUGAAUCACACCGACAACACGCACGUCUUCUCCCCCGGUGGUGACUCCACCGAUUGUGGCGAAACGGAUAUGGAUAUGGAUGCUUCCCCGACUCCGGCCUCCCCCUCCUGUUCCCCGGGGGAACGGGGCGACGUCGCCUGGUGCAAAACUCCUACGGGACACAUCAAGCGACCCAUGAACGCGUUUAUGGUGUGGUCUCAGAUCGAGCGCAGGAAGAUCAUGGAACAAUCUCCUGACAUGCACAAUGCGGAGAUCUCCAAGCGCCUGGGCAAGCGCUGGAAACUGCUGAAAGACACAGACAAGAUUCCCUUUAUCCGCGAAGCAGAACGUUUGAGACUCAAGCACAUGACUGACUACCCUGACUACAAGUACCGGCCACGGAAGAAGGUGAAAUCGUCCAGCGGUGCGACCAAAGUGGAGCGUGGGGAGAGAAGAGACAAAGGCGGGGAUAGGACCUCCAAGUCCGGAACGAAAAGAAGCCCCGGGUCGCGAGGGACCAACCGAAGUCACAAGAUGAGAAGCGGCCAGCUGAGCAGCCAGGCGCACGAGAGCGCGUCUACCGCGGAUCACCCUUCGCUCUUCAAAUCUAGGUCAGUGUCUGCGGCCAGGCAGAUCCCAGACAAGCACGCGAGGCGGGGGCACAUGUUCGGCGGAGCAGGCAGCCUCGAGAGCGGACCGCCCUCCGUGGGAGUACCGGCGAGUCCCACCCUGAGCAGCGCGGCGGAGUCCAAUGACCCUCUCAGUCUCUACGAGGAACAGGAACCGGGAGCGCGUAUCAGAUACGCGCGCGCGCCCUCUCCAACACCGUCCGCUUCUCACUCCUCUUCCUCUCUCUCCUCCUCAUCUGAUGAAGAGUUGGAAGAUGAGCGACUCGACCCCCGUCCCAGCCCCGGGGUCGAGAGCAUGUCUCUGGGGAGCAUGGGUCUCUCUGAGUCCGAACUGGACCGGGAUUUGGACUGGAACUUCCGGGAGCGCGGGGCAGGAUCUCACUUUGACUUCCCAGACUACUGCACGCCCGAGGUCAGCGAGAUGAUCUCGGGCGACUGGCUCGAAUCCACGAUCUCCAACCUCGUGUUUACGUACUGAUGGGAGCGCGCUCAGGGGAAGAACUGGUGUAGAGAUGGAGAAACA